Molecule: messenger RNA, 2574 nt
Organism: Talaromyces stipitatus ATCC 10500
Lineage: Eukaryota; Fungi; Ascomycota; Eurotiomycetes; Eurotiales; Trichocomaceae
Exons: 1
Coding region: 1-2574 (857 amino acids)
Molecular function (GO): triacylglycerol lipase activity
Source: RefSeq, a predicted model, not a curated record
AUGGAUAUUCAAGCAGAUAUGACACCUCCGGAAAGUGGCUCGGAGCAACCGAAAUUAUCAUCAGAUUCGAAUAGCGACGUGUGCAGCAGCGAUGAAAUCGAUGAACCUGACGCAGAUGAUGAGGAUCAGGUUAAUGAUGUGCUCGGGGUUAGUAUUAGUCAGGUCCAGAGUCGGAUGAAGGCAAGACAGACACCGGCCGAAGAAAAGAGUCGCGCGAUUGAGAGCUCGGGUGGUUAUUUUGAUAUGAUACCGGAUGAGCCGUCGGAACAGGAUCAAAGGCAGAUAUUUGAGGAGCCGGAAUCCAUUGAUGGGCCUACGACACAAAGCGAUGAAAAGAAAAAGACUGAGAAGAAUGGGAAUAAAAAUAAUCGACAUUCGUUUACGAGGUCUAUGUUAAUGUCUAGUUUAUCCGGACGGAGACGGGCGUCGUCUGGUGAUUCGGGGUAUGGUAUUAAUCUGAGGAAAUUGUUGCCGGACUUCAGCCUGUCGCCCAGUCGACAGAGCUCGUCGUCCUCGAAAUUAGGUUCUACCGAUUUAACGAUCCGCUCGAGAUCAUCUAGUACACCGCAAGGAGGACGAGACACAGACACCAGAAAUAAUCCAGCUACUAAAUCCUCAAGUACAAUCCAAUCCAAUACCGACGAUGGUCUAGCAGCGCUAGGCGCAUUGCAAAAUAGCAGAACACAUUCCUAUCAACAAUACCCAAUAGCGAAGAAACGUCCCCCCCUGAGCGUGAGACAAUCCAUGUCCGAUGAAAGUUUAUACGUGAGAAGUCUUUCCCGCGUUUCGACCUUGGAACACAGACCGCAUUACGAGAAUGUGCAUUCGCAGGUGAACAGUCGCUACAAAGCGAUCAAAGACAGUUUACAGGAUUCGAGUAGUCGGAUCUUCAGUAUGCCGAGUUUCAAUCUCCCGGAUUUCAGACAUGAGUGGCAUCCCGGGCGGUUUUUGGGGGAUUAUCAGCGAAAGGAUAGUGUGGGAGAAAGUACCGCUACGCCAGAAGUUAAUAGUGGUGAGACCAGUGUCAACGGCAAGCCAACGACCAGAUCAAAUACAACUUACCCGUUACUGGACCAAGCCGCGUUCCAAAUCACGGGCGACGUCGUGGUCAUGGGCGGAUAUAGAGGCUCAAUUUUGAGGUCUGCAAAACCACCCCAUCGACAACUCUGGGUGCCCAUGAAGGUUGGCCUAAACAUCCGCAAAGUCGAUCUCGAAGUCGGUCUCUCACACGAAGACGAAGAGCGCAUGGAAAAAACUAUCAUCGCGAGGGAAGUACUCUCCCACAUCGGUCCGGUGGACAUCUGCCGACGAUUAUUGCAGCGACUAAGCAAGUUUCAAAAGUCGCGGAAUGGGGAUAUACGCGUCUGGGAUUAUGGGUAUGAUUGGCGGUUAAGUCCGCAUUUACUCUCGAAACGAUUAAUCAAAUUUCUGGAGGGUUUGCCGUGUAAUGCGCCUGGAGUACCAGUCGAAAAACGGGGUGCGUAUGUGAUUGCGCACAGUCUGGGAGGAUUGAUUACGCGUCACGCUGUUAAUCAACGCCCUGAUCUAUUCGCCGGUGUUGUCUACGCGGGCACUCCACAACAUUGCGUGAAUAUUCUCGGUCCCCUACGAAACGGCGACGAAGUAUUGUUGAGUAGCAAAGUGCUCACUGCACAGGUCAAUUUCACGAUUCGAACGAGCUAUGCAUUACUCCCGGAUGACGGAAGAUGUUUUAUCAAUCGGGAUACCAAGGAAGAUUAUUUGAUUGAUUUCUUUGACGUCAAGUCAUGGGAUGAAUAUUCUUUGUCGCCGUGUAUCAGGGCACCGUUACCGCCGGCCGGAAACGAUAAUAAAAAAAGUCUUACCACGCUUCCACGCAUCGGGCUGGGGAAGAAGAGACUUUCCGUUAAACUCGGGAAAUCGAAUUCCGUGUCUUCGCAUCCACAUGGACCACGAGCGUCUCGUGAAAAGGAUCAAAGGGAGAACGUCCCCGGUGGAAGCGAAAAUGAAGAAAUCCCCAUCGACUCCAAAACCAGCGGAUCAACAGGAGGAACAACAGGCGAUAUUCUAGGUCCCAACACAUCCAAAGCACCACAAGAAAUAAACACCAACCAAGCAACUACCAGCGGUAGCAGUAUUCCGUCGAAUAUGAACACAGGCGGAAACAUCGCAGCAGCCACAAGCACAAUCCCGCGUGAACAAGCGCUCGAAUACCUUGACCGAACCCUCAAAGAAGUCAAACAAUUCCGGCAAGAAUUAACCUUUGACGAAUCACAUCAACAAGAAAAUCGAUACCCGCCAUUUGCGGUGUUGUAUUCCAAGGCAUUACCAACCGUGUACGGAGCACGGGUCUCGUCGCGAGAGGAUAUCAAACGGUCCGAUGCGUACGAUGACCUUGCGUUUGCGGCGGGGGAUGGUGUCUGUUUGGCUUCGGCGGCGAUGUUGCCGAAGGGGUAUAGGGUUAUUAAGCAUGGGCUCGUGAGGAGUGAUAGGGGUCAUGUUGGAUUAUUGGGGGAUUUGGAGGGAGUUGGGCAGUGUUUGUUGGCUUUGGCGAGGGGAAGGGAGGCUGGGGUUGGGUUGGGGGUGACUAAAUAG